CGGAAGCGGUAGUGACCUAGUUAAAUAGCCGCUGCUGCCCCGGAGCUGUGAACUGUGUGUGGAUGGAACCACGAGGGAUUGUAAAGGCUUUCCCCAAAGUGAAACGGUCGAGAGAAAGCAGAGAUGCAGCAGAGGACACAAAGAAGAUCAAAGUAGAUGUUGACGUUCAGGGAAAAUGUUUUGCUGGAGUCCAUGCUCACGUUCUCCCAGCCGGGAUCGGCCAGGUCAGAUCAGGAAUAUUUCAGAAGCAGAUCAUUCAGAAUGGUGGCCAGGUUUACAGCCAGUUGUGCCCGGAAGUGACACACAUUAUCGUGGAUGAUGGAAUGGACUGUGACCGCGCCUUUCGCCUGUUGAAGUUGCAGCGUCUUCCAGCGUGUGUGCAGCUCGUGAAGUGCAGCUGGCUCAGCUUGUGUAUUAAAGAAAAGCAGAUCGUGAACACAGCGGGGUACAGCAUCUUCAUCCCUGAGAGGUACCUGGAUGUGAAGGACAAGGUAGAGCCAGAACAAAGGGACGGGGAUACUGCGAUCGACAGGAAGCCAGAUGAUGAACGGCCACAAGCUACGACCAGCUGCCUACCAGCAGAAGUCCCUUCUGAUGUCUCCAAGCUGAGUGAUAGCAAAGACUUGAAAGUCCAGGACAUUUUGUAUGUGAAGGCCUGCGAUGACGACGCCAGUGAUGGAGAAGAUGUUGGUGUGACACAAGGAGACCUGGAGGCUCUGAUGUUUGGGGAGCAACUUUCAAAGAACAAAGAUGGUGAAAAGACGACGGAAGGCAGUAAAACGGUGGCAGGAAAGUGGGUGUGCGCCCACUCAUCUGAGAGUAAGAGGGAGAACCACAACCAGGUCAUCACAGACAAGCUGGAGGUGUUGGCCAAGGCUUAUUCAGUGCAAGGAGACCGAUGGAGAUCUCUGGGGUAUUCAAAAGCCAUCAAUGCUCUGAAAAGUUACCAUAAACCAGUGACAUCUGCACAGGAUGCUGCUAAAAUCCCUGGCAUUGGGAAGAAGAUGGCUGAGAAAAUUGAAGAAAUUUUGGACAGUGGACACUUGCGGAAAAUUGACCAUCUAAGCGACAAUGUGGCCAUUUUGGAAGUUUUCUCUAAUAUAUGGGGAGCUGGUGUAAAGACAGCUCAAAGCUGGUACCAGCAGGGAUUUCGAAGUCUCGAUGACAUCCGCACAAAGGCGAGCCUGACCACACAGCAGGCUAUUGGCUUGAAACAUUAUGAAGACUUCCUAGACCGUAUGCCCAGGGAGGAGGCUGGACAGAUUGAAGAAACUGUUAGAAAAGCUGCUAAAGCGAUAAACCCAGAGCUGGUGUGCAUGGCCUGUGGCUCCUACCGGCGCCAGAAAUCGACGUGUGGUGAUGUUGAUGUAUUAAUUACGCAUGCUGAUGGCAAGUCUCAUAAAGGAGUGUUCAGCAAACUGAUUGACAGCCUCAAAUUGCAAGGUUUCCUAACUGAUGAUUUGGUGAGCCACGAGGAGAGCGGAAAUCAGAAGAAGUAUAUGGGAGUAUGUCGCUUACCAGGGCCAGGGCGGAGGCACCGGAGACUGGAUGUCAUCAUUGUGCCUUAUGGGGAGUUUGCCUGCGCUCUCUUAUAUUUCACGGGUUCCGCUCACUUUAAUCGCUCCAUGCGAGCUCUUGCAAAGACCAAGAGCAUGAGUCUCUCUGAGCAUUCCCUCAACAAGGAUGUGGUGCGUAAUGGAAGCCUGAAGGUUAACGCCGGAUACCCUCUGCCAACACCAACCGAGAGUCACGUGUUUGAGAUCCUCGGACUUCCCUUCAGAGAGCCACACGAAAGAGAUUGGUAGCUUUAUCAAUAACUUUAAGGAAAGAUUAUGUGACAUUUGAUAUACAAAUAACUUGCCUUUUCAAUCAUUCAUUGAAUCAUGUGAAUUAGAAAGCUGUAUAAGGCAUGUCUGUAGCGCCUACUGCUACAUGGUCGCCCAUUGAUUUAAUAAUAUGGUACAUCAUACAAAGCCCCUGUUAAAGGGGUAUUCCGCUUUGGAUCAUCUCUAUUGGCUAAGGCCCCUUUACAUCGCUCAAUUGAGCAGACGAUUGUCUGGAAGGAAGCGUUCUUUCCUGGCAAUUGUCUACUCGUCAGUAGAGGAGGAAGCUGCAUUUACAU
Molecule: messenger RNA, 2122 nt
Organism: Bufo bufo (common toad)
Lineage: Eukaryota; Metazoa; Chordata; Amphibia; Anura; Bufonidae
Gene: POLL
Product: DNA polymerase lambda
Exons: 9
Coding region: 63-1805 (580 amino acids)
Biological process (GO): double-strand break repair via nonhomologous end joining
Cellular component (GO): nucleus
Molecular function (GO): DNA-directed DNA polymerase activity; DNA binding
Source: RefSeq, a predicted model, not a curated record